UCGGCUUCGCCUUCUCGCUCUUGUGCCUCCAGACGGCCACACAAAGUACAUAAAUUUUAUCCCUCGCGGCGCAGACGUCAGUUGAGCACGCGACCUCACCGCGAGAGCAUCUCUCCAGCCGGGGUUCGCGGGCAAGCAUGUUGUGACGACACUUGAAGCCCGAUUAUCUACUUUUUGGCUUUCCUCCUGCAACAAAUUUUCGGAAUAUUGUCCAGAUGCAGUGCUUCGUGAUCAUCACUACGCGCAGCCUUCUAUGGACUCUCCUGACCCUGGCGUCUACCCUGGCCGUCCUCUCGGCAAUUUUGACCGCAAAGUGGCUCGUCGGCCCGGAGCACACGUACCAUUUCAAUGUCACGACAAAGUCAGAAACGGAUCCCACAAAAUUUAUAGUUGAGCAGCAGUGGAAAAUAUACAGCAAAUCGCUGGGGAUCUUCACGCGGUGCACCCUGAUCAAAGGUCGGGAGCACUGUGCACCGUUUGUCGGGAUGCAUGACGCCGAGGGAGGCUCCGGGUUUCCCGUCGCCUGGCAAAUUGCGCUGGUUUUCCUCACCCUGGGAGUGCUCACUGGAAUUGUAACCACCAUGGCUGCUCUCCUCGGGUGCUGCGUGCAGGCCGUGUGCGGGAAAAAAUCGCUCUUCAGCGUUGCAGGAGCGGCACAGGCUGCGGCUGGCUUGCUGUACAUCGUGGGCUUCAUGAUUAUCCCAUUCGGUUUCGGGUCGGAGCGAGUUCAGAGGUUGUGUGGCCCAAACUCAUCAGUGUUUUAUAUUGAUGACUGCAGUCUAGGCUGGUCAUUCUACAUGGCGCUCCUGGGCAUUUUCGGAAACUUCGUCUGCGCCGUUUUGUCCUCGCUAGCGGACAAGGCCAUGCAGAGCGACAGGAUUCAGGAAGAGAUCGAUGACGGAAAAAUACUCAUCUGUCUUCCGUAAUUUGUUACUUCUUUAUAUAGACUGCUUAAUUAUUAUAACACAAAACUGUUCAUUUUUAAUUUUUAAAUAAUAACAUAUAUGAGAAACAAAAAUAUUUUACCUGU
Cloeon dipterum is the source of this 1030-nucleotide messenger RNA. Its product is annotated as LHFPL tetraspan subfamily member 2a protein-like. Lineage: Eukaryota; Metazoa; Arthropoda; Insecta; Ephemeroptera; Baetidae. The coding region runs from base 216 to 926 and encodes 236 amino acids. The transcript has 5 exons. Gene Ontology annotation, cellular component: membrane. The record is from RefSeq and is a predicted model, not a curated record.